Molecule: messenger RNA, 931 nt
Organism: Carlito syrichta (Philippine tarsier)
Lineage: Eukaryota; Metazoa; Chordata; Mammalia; Primates; Tarsiidae
Gene: SULT2A1
Product: sulfotransferase family 2A member 1
Exons: 6
Coding region: 1-861 (286 amino acids)
Biological process (GO): sulfation
Cellular component (GO): cytoplasm
Molecular function (GO): sulfotransferase activity
Source: RefSeq, a predicted model, not a curated record
AUGUCAGAUGACUACUUGUGGUUUGAAGGGAUACCUUUCCCUACUGUGAGUUUCACACCUGAACUCGGUAGAAAAGCCCGUGAUGAAUUCGUGAUAAAGGAUAAAGAUGUAGUAACAGUGACUUACCCCAAAUCAGGAACAAACUGUCUGAUUGAGAUCCUCUGUCUGAUCCACUCCAAGGGGGAUCCCAAGCGGAUCCAGUCUGUGCCCAUCUGGGAGCGCUCACCCUGGGUAGAGACCGAGGAAGGAUAUAAAUCACUAAAUAAUAAGGAGGGUCCACGUCUCCUCACAUCCCACCUCCCCAUCCAACUCUUUCCCAAGUCUAUCUUCCGUUCCAAGACCAAGGUGAUUUAUCUCAUCAGAAAUCCCAGAGAUAGUCUGGUGUCUGGUUAUUUUUUCUGUUAUAUGGCAAAAUUUCUAAAGAGACCAAAGUCACUGGAACAAUACUUUGACGGGUUCAUCCAAGGAAUGGUGAUGUUAUAUGGAUCAUGGUUUGACCACAUUCGUGACUGGCUGUCCAUGAGAGAGAGGAACACCUUCCUGAUACUGAGUUACGAAGAGCUGAAACAGGACACCAGAAGAACUGUAGAAAAGAUCUGUCGAUUUCUGGGUAAGAAAUUAGAACCAGAAGAACUGAACUUAGUCCUCAAGAACAGCUCCUUCCAGGCCAUGAAAGAAAACAAGAUGUCCAAUUAUUCUCUUCUGGGUGAUGAUUAUUUUUUUCAGAAUGUGCUACUUACGAGAAAAGGCAUAUCUGGUGACUGGAAAAAUCACUUCACAGUGGCUCAAGCUGAAGUCUUUGACAAAGUAUUCCAGGAGAAGAUGGCAGAUCUUCCUCGAGAGCUGUUCCCAUGGGAAUAAUAUCCAAAACAUUCUGGAUCUUAUAUAGAUACUGAUAUUUGUUCUGCUGUUCUUGUAUAUGUGCCUGAUU